AUGACUACCGACGUGAAAGAACCCGUUCUCGACACUGAGCUUGGUGUACUUAACAGUACCCGAGCAGAUCCAUACCUCGUCGCUUUCAAUGAACUUGACAGCGAAAACCCCAAAAACUGGCCCGAAAAGCGAAAAUGGGCCGUCACAAACGUUCUCUCCAUAACCGGCUUCAACCGCAUCCUCGUCUCAACAGUAAUGGCACCCGCGCUCUCCGUCAUCGCCAAAGACCUCAAUAUGACAGCUACUCAAUCUGUCAUGGCACUGAGUAUUUACCUUUUAGCAACUGCCUUUGGUCCUCUUGUCAUUGGACCCUUGUCUGAGGUCUAUGGACGCAGGACUAUUCUUCACGUAUCUAAUAUCUGGUUCCUCGUUUGGAAUCUUGCGUGCGGCUUUGCGAACUCGAAAGAGAUGCUCAUCGGCACUCGCUUCCUCGCUGGCUUCGGCGCAAGUGCUGUUUAUGCCCUGGGCGGCGGAGUCCUUGGUGAUAUCUGGCGUCCUGACCAGCGUGGCAAGUCUCUUGGAUGGUACUCUGUCAUUCCUCUCAUCGGCGCCGCAACCGGCCCCGUCAUUGGCGGAUUCAUGACCGAUCGAGUUUCAUGGCGAUGGAUGUUUUGGUCUACGUCCAUGUUCCAAGUCGCAAUGGCUACUAUCUCGUUCACUACGUUCCGCGAGACAUACGCCCCUGCAAUUCUUAAGAAGCGGGCUAAGAAAUUACGCAAAGAGACAGGUCAGCCAUAUUACACCUAUGAAGAACGAACACAAGAGGGGCACACUUUGAGAAAGGUCCUCACUCAAGCCAUGACCCGUCCCCUUCGUCUUCUAGCAUUCCAUCCCAUCAUCCAAGUCGCAGCCGUAAUCUCCGCUGUCGGUUAUGGUCUUCUGUACAUCGUCCUCUCAAGCUUCGCAGACAUUUGGACACAGCAGUAUGGACAAUCUGUUGAGAUAAGCGGUCUUCACUACAUCUCGUGUGCAUUAGGUGAACUAGCAGCAUCACAACUCGGUGCGCCAUUGAUGGACUACUGGUUUCGCAGAACCGAACGUCGCAACGGGCAGCAUUUACCAGAAAACAGAGUACCACUAAUGGCAAUGGGUGCAUUCAUCGCCCCAAUUGGAUUCAUCGUCUAUGGUUGGUGCGCUGAGUUCAGAGUUCACUGGGCAUGGGUUGAUGUAGCCAUGUUCAUCACCUGUUUUGGCAUGCAGAUCUCUGGCAUGCCGUUACAAGCGUACCUGAUCGAUGCUUAUCCGGAUCAUACUUCAAGUGCUAUCGCGGCGGAGCAGUUUCCUCGCAGUUUGGCUGCUUUCCUUUUCCCGCUGUUUACACCAAAGAUGUAUGCUGCUCUUGGAUAUGGAUGGGGAAACAGUGCUAUGGCAUUUGCAGAGUUGGCGCUUGAGUUGGCUGCGCCGUUGCUGUUGUGGAAGGUUGGGGCUAAUCUACGAGCGAAGGCCACGUCGAGUCUGUAG
Messenger RNA from Fusarium musae, 1461 nucleotides. RefSeq lists its product as uncharacterized. The record is from RefSeq and is a predicted model, not a curated record. Gene Ontology annotation, molecular function: transmembrane transporter activity. Lineage: Eukaryota; Fungi; Ascomycota; Sordariomycetes; Hypocreales; Nectriaceae. Gene Ontology annotation, cellular component: membrane. The transcript is spliced from 2 exons. Bases 1 to 1461 code for a protein of 486 amino acids. Gene Ontology annotation, biological process: transmembrane transport.